GAUCUUGUCAAUGCCAAAGAGGAGCUGGAGCUAAUGGCAAGGAAGGAAAGGGAAAGCAGGCGGGAGCUCACUGCUCUCCAGUCUGUCGUGGCCACACAGGAGGAGGAGCUGCAGGUGCAGGCCUCGGAUAUCGAGUCCUUGACCAGAACCAUCCAGAUGAAAGAGGACCUCAUCAAGGAUCUGCAGAUGCAGCUGGUGGAUCCUGAAGAAAUUCCAGCCAUGGAAAGGCUGACACAAGAGGUGCUGAUGCUUCGGGAGAAAGUGGCCGUAGCAGAGUCCCAGGGAGAGGAGGCUACUGGAAACAGAAGGCAGCAGUUGUUACUGAUGCUGGAAGGGCUGGUGGCUGAGAGGAAUCGGUUAAAUGAGGCUCUCCAGGCAGAGAGGCAGCUCUAUGGCAGCCUGGUGAAGUUUCACACCCACCCAGACACCUCUGCGAGAGACCACGCCCUGCAGGUGGAGCUGGAAGGGGUCCACGAGCUGCGGGGACAGCUGGAAGAAGCUCUUGGAAGAAGCUUGGAGUGUUUGAGCAGGCUGGAGACGCAGGGCGCCAUAGGAGGUGGGGAACAGGGGCGUGUGAGAGUCCUACCCCAGCAUGCCUUCUGAGCACUGGCGCUCGCCCGCCCGCCACGGAAACGGUUCACUAACCCGUCUCACUGACUCUGAG
Messenger RNA from Cyanistes caeruleus (blue tit), 664 nucleotides. Lineage: Eukaryota; Metazoa; Chordata; Aves; Passeriformes; Paridae. The record is from RefSeq and is a predicted model, not a curated record.